Messenger RNA from Manihot esculenta (cassava), 1233 nucleotides. RefSeq names its product F-box protein CPR1. The coding region runs from base 1 to 1233 and encodes 410 amino acids. The transcript has a single exon. Gene Ontology annotation, molecular function: protein binding. The record is from RefSeq and is a predicted model, not a curated record. NCBI's taxonomy places the organism in Eukaryota, Viridiplantae, Streptophyta, Magnoliopsida, Malpighiales, Euphorbiaceae.
AUGUUUUCAAGCUUUCCGGUGAAAUUACUCCUGAAAUGCAGGUGCGUUUGUAAAGCUUGGGACUCUUUAAUCACAGAUCCUUCUUUCAUAGAUAAGCACCUCAAGAAAACUGCUGCAAGAAAAAGUGAACUACUUCUCUUUAGAUAUUACAUCGACGUAGAAGCAUUCAAAGGAAAUGAGCAUUAUUUCCUAUACAAGACUUUCCCUGAAAACCCAGUUGAAGAACUCCAUUGCCCAUUAAAGGGCUUUGCUCGUUUUAUUAAUAUAGUGGGUUCUUGUAAUGGAGUUAUCUGUCUAUCUGAUGAUUUUAAUGGCACGUACACUGAUAGAGCUGCUUUAUGGAACCCUAGUGUCAGAAAGAUUGUUUCUAUUCCUUGUCCUAAUGUUAGUUUUAAGUCUCAUGGACCCUUCUUUCACUCACUUGGGUUUGGUUUUGAUUCCACAACUGAGGACUAUAAGUUGGUGAGAGUAGCGUAUAUAGGAGACGAUGAUUUUGACUUCAUUGAUAUUCCUCCUUUGGUUGAGAUUUACAGUUUGAGAGAGAGGCAUUGGAAAAGAGUUGAUAAUAAUCUGAAUUAUGUGAUCUGUGAGUGUUCAACUUCUGCUUUUGUCAAUGGAGCUUGUCAUUGGGUUGGCUCUACGCCAGAGACUGGGGGUGGUGUAGGCCAAGUGAUUGUGACGUUUUCUUUGGAAGAUGAAUUGUUUAGGGAAAUGGAGAUACCAGAGUGUUUGGUUAAAGAAUAUAGCUUCAUGGAUAUUGCAGCGUUUGAUGGAUCAAUUUUGCUGGUUCCUUUUAUGAAAAAGAAUGGGAAAGAAGAUUGGUUUUCAGUUUGGAUAAUGAGAGAAUAUGGUGUUGCAAGAUCUUGGACCAAACUUUUCAGCUUUUCAAAGGCGGAAAGGGUAGAAAGGUUAGUUGCAUUUAGGCAAAAUGGUGAGGUUCUGUUGGCAAAAACAGGUGGAAAGCUAGUUUCCUAUGAUCCAAACACAAAAAAAAUCACUGCCACAGGAAUUGUGGGCUAUGCAAAGUCCUUUUAUUUGGAUACUUUAGUGGAUAGUCUUGUUUUAAUAGGUGAAUCAAAUGAAUUUACAGAAAUCAUGGAGGAGGAUGCAUCUAGUUGUGGUUCAGUUUCUAGUUGUGGUUCAGUUUCUAGUUGUGGUUCAGUUUCUGGUUCAGUUUCUAGUUCAUUGAUGGUAAUUGAUAAAUCAAGUGAAGAAUCAACUGAAGAAGAAUAG